This is a messenger RNA of Cynocephalus volans (Philippine flying lemur), 2262 nucleotides long. RefSeq names its product keratin 5 (gene KRT5). Gene Ontology annotation, biological process: intermediate filament organization; keratinization. The transcript is spliced from 9 exons. NCBI's taxonomy places the organism in Eukaryota, Metazoa, Chordata, Mammalia, Dermoptera, Cynocephalidae. Gene Ontology annotation, molecular function: structural constituent of skin epidermis. Gene Ontology annotation, cellular component: keratin filament. The coding region runs from base 110 to 1897 and encodes 595 amino acids. The record is from RefSeq and is a predicted model, not a curated record.
CAGUUCCCGGGUAACAGAGCCACCCUCUGUGUCCUGCUGAGCUCUGUUCUCUCCAGCACCUCCCAGCCGCUAGUGCCCGGUACCCUUGCUCCACCAGGAACAAGCCAACAUGUCUCGCCAGUCCAGUGUGUCCUUCCGGAGUGGGGGCAGCCGUUCCUUCAGUGCUGCCUCUGCCAUCACCCCGUCUGUCUCCCGCACCAGUUUCAGCUCUGUGUCCCGGUCCGGGGUAGGCGGUGGUGGCUUUGGCAGGGUCAGCCUUGGGGGUGCUGGUGGAGCAGGUGGCUAUGGCAGCCGGAGCCUCUACAACCUGGGGGGCUCCAAGAGGAUCUCCAUCAGCACUAGUGGCGGUGGCUUCAGGAACCGAUUUGGUGCUGGUGCUGGAGGCGGCUUUGGCUUUGGAGCUGGAGCCGGGAGUGGAUUUGGUUUUGGUGGUGGAGCUGGUAGUGGCUUUGGGCUCGGUGGCGGAGCUGGCUUUGGAGGUGGUGGAGCUGGCUUUGGAGGUGGCUUUGGUGGCCCUGGCUUUCCUGUCUGCCCUCCUGGAGGCAUCCAAGAGGUCACUGUCAACCAGAGUCUCCUGACUCCCCUCAACCUGCAAAUCGACCCCACCAUCCAGCGGGUAAGGACUGAGGAGAGGGAGCAGAUCAAGACCCUCAACAACAAGUUCGCCUCCUUCAUCGACAAGGUGCGGUUCCUGGAGCAGCAGAACAAGGUCCUGGACACCAAGUGGACCCUGCUCCAGGAGCAGGGCACCAAGACAGUGAGGCAGAACAUGGAGCCUUUGUUGGAGCAGUACAUCAACAACCUCAGGCGGCAGAUGGACGGUGUCCUUGGGGAGAGAGGUCGCCUGGACUCGGAGCUGAGGAACAUGCAGGAUCUGGUGGAGGACUUCAAGAACAAGUAUGAAGAUGAAAUCAACAAGCGAACCACCGCUGAGAACGAGUUUGUGAUGCUGAAGAAGGACGUGGAUGCUGCCUACAUGAGCAAGGUGGAGCUAGAGGCCAGGGUCGAUGCUCUGAUGGAUGAGAUCAACUUCAUGAAGAUGUUCUUUGAUGCGGAGCUGUCCCAGAUGCAGACACACGUCUCUGACACAUCUGUGGUCCUUUCCAUGGACAACAAUCGCAACCUUGACCUGGACAGCAUCAUUGCUGAGGUCAAGGCUCAGUAUGAGGACAUCGCCAACCGCAGCCGGACUGAAGCCGAGUCCUGGUACCAGACCAAGUACGAGGAGCUACAGCAGACAGCUGGCCGGCAUGGGGAUGACCUCCGCAACACAAAGCAUGAGAUCUCUGAGAUGAACCGGAUGAUCCAGAGGCUGAGAGCCGAGAUUGAUAAUGUCAAGAAGCAGUGCGCCAACCUGCAGAACGCCAUUGCUGAUGCCGAGCAGCGUGGGGAGCUGGCCCUCAAGGAUGCCAGGAACAAGCUGGCGGAGCUGGAGGACGCCCUGCAGAAGGCCAAGCAGGACAUGGCGCGACUGCUGCGGGAGUACCAGGAGCUGAUGAACACCAAGCUGGCCCUGGACGUGGAGAUCGCCACCUACAGGAAGCUGCUGGAGGGCGAGGAGUGCAGACUGAGUGGAGAAGGAGUUGGACCAGUCAACAUCUCUGUCGUCACAAACAGCAUGUCCUCUGGCUACGGCGGUGGCAGUGGCUUUGGCGGUGGUCUCGGUGGUGGCCUCGGUGGAGGCCUUGGCGGUGGUCUUGGAGGUGGCGGUGGGAGCUACUACUCCAGCAGCAGUGGGGGCGUCGGCCUAGGCAGUGGGCUCUCCGUAGGGGGCUCUGGCUUCAGUGCAAGCAGCGGCCGAGGCAUGGGGGUGGGCUUCGGCAGUGGCGGGGGCAGCAGCUCCAGCGUCAAGUUCGUCUCUACCACCUCCUCCUCCCGGAAGAGCUUCAAGAGCUAAGAGCCUCCUACAAGUCACUGCUUCCUAAGCACAGCACCCCGGCCUGUGGAGGCUGCCUCUUCCAGGCAGCUGUUCAAGCCAAGUUUUCUCUUUUUCUGGAGUGUAAUCUAGAUCAAAUCUAUUGCAGAACCACAUUCUUUGGUUCCUGAGAGGGCCCAAUUCCCAGUCCCUGGUCUUCUGAGUCACAAUUCUAUAUUCUGCUUCAAAUCAGCCAUUAGGUCCCUACAACAUUGCCCUUGAUGACACAAGAAUCCAAAAUUUUCAGUAUCUAAGCCAACAAAACAAAAUCCCCACCCCAAUCCCAAAUUUUGUUCUUGUUCUGAUUGCCUCCAGAGUGUGUUCAAUAAAAUGCUUGUAUAAUAUAA